Molecule: messenger RNA, 744 nt
Organism: Aspergillus puulaauensis
Lineage: Eukaryota; Fungi; Ascomycota; Eurotiomycetes; Eurotiales; Aspergillaceae
Gene: TIF6
Product: translation initiation factor 6
Exons: 5
Coding region: 1-744 (247 amino acids)
Biological process (GO): ribosomal subunit export from nucleus; assembly of large subunit precursor of preribosome; cytosolic ribosome assembly
Cellular component (GO): cytosol; preribosome, large subunit precursor; nucleolus
Molecular function (GO): ribosomal large subunit binding
Source: RefSeq, a predicted model, not a curated record
AUGGCUGUCCGUGCUCAAUUUGAGAACUCCAACGAGAUUGGUGUUUACUCACGGCUUACCAACUCAUACGCCCUCGUGGCCGUCGGUGCUUCGGAAAACUUCUACAGUGUAUUCGAAGCCGAACUUCAAGACGUCAUCCCCAUCUGCCAUGCCACAAUCGCAGGAACGGGCAUCAUCGGUCGUUUAACCGCAGGAAACCGCAAGGGUCUCCUCGUCCCUCAGACAACAACAGACCAAGAACUACAACAUCUGCGAAACACUCUCCCAGAUGCAGUCAAAGUCCAACGUAUAGAAGAGCGUCUCUCUGCGCUCGGAAACGUCAUUUGUUGUAACGACCAUGUAGCCCUCAUUCAUCCCGAUUUGGAGCGUGAGACGGAAGAAAUCAUCGCCGACACCCUAGGUGUCGAAGUAUUCCGUCAAACAAUUGCCGACAACGUCCUAACAGGCUCCUACAUGGCUCUCUCAAACCAGGGUGGUAUCGUUCACCCCAAGACCUCGGUCCGCGAUCAGGAUGAACUCUCCUCCCUCCUCCAGGUCCCCCUCGUCGCUGGCUCCGUGAAUCGCGGUAGCCCCGUCGUUGGCGCGGGCUUGGUCGUCAACGACUGGCUUGCCGUAACGGGUCUGGACACAACUGCUACAGAGCUGAGCGUUAUCGAGAGUGUAUUUAGGCUUGGAGAGAACGGACCGGGUGGUAUCGGGCAGGGAGCUGCGAAUAAGGAAAGUAUUGUGGAAAGUUUCUAUUAA